CGGUUAUAUUCUGCAUGACGCUGUGGACUCGCGGCCGAGUGGAAUAUUAAACUGGGGUCCAUCGUAUCUUUCUUCCGACCUGGACGGCGUUCGCAUACCUCUGUCUAGGCUAGUCGAGGCUCAGACGAAAUUGUGGAGUAUGAUCUGCAACGUUCGUAUAUCCACUGAGCGACAGCUGGCCUUUUUCUAUUUUUGUUUCUUCACGGAGGCUAUGUUCGAUCGUCCAGAUCAGGUAACUGUUGUUUUUCUCUCUGUUCCAUGCGCUUUUGUUUUACUACCGGAAUUAUGCUUGGUUUGGGUGGGGGGAACGAAGAAGAUCUGGGAUCCCUCGAUUGAUGUGGGGGGGGUCGGUGUAUGUAUCUUAAUACCAUGUAUAUCCAUCCACUGAAGAAUGAUUAAUGCGGGUGCUUUGACGAUUUCAAAUCCCGUGGGGAGAC
Messenger RNA from Aspergillus campestris IBT 28561, 437 nucleotides. RefSeq lists its product as uncharacterized. The transcript has a single exon. The record is from RefSeq and is a predicted model, not a curated record. Lineage: Eukaryota; Fungi; Ascomycota; Eurotiomycetes; Eurotiales; Aspergillaceae. Bases 140 to 388 code for a protein of 82 amino acids.